Effrenium voratum is the source of this 4548-nucleotide messenger RNA. The record is from the annotation of a GenBank genome assembly. NCBI's taxonomy places the organism in Eukaryota, Dinophyceae, Suessiales, Symbiodiniaceae.
AGCCGUGGGCCCGAGCUGGGCCAUGGCAACAUCUUUGAAUGUGGGCGACUUCAAAGUCUACCACUGCACGUCCACGGGGGAGCUCUUGUGGGUGUUCCAUCAUGUGACUGACUCUAUCUUCUCAAAGAACAGGCAAGCUACAGAUGUGGUCACGAAGAGCAACGCGGCGAUUUCCAGAACGUUUUCCAAGAUCUUUCCUCAUGCUGCAGUUCCCCCGUGGUAUGUGUGCGGCCCAUCCGCCAGGCGGAAGGGCCGGUAUGAUUCCAAUCUGGCGCCAAACGAGGUGCUAAAUCAAUGCAUCAGUGAAAUUGUUUCACCAACAGCUGGUGUGAUAUCUAUUUUGAGUCAUUGGACAAAGGCCAAGAACACGCAGGCUGCCCUCAUGCUGCAGAAGUGGCUAGCGCCCCUGAGCAGCGGCAAAGCUGGAAUCGACACAAUUACCAUUGCCCAGGUUCAAAUCCCGGUUGAGAACGGCCGCGCGCUGCUGGCAGAUGGCCGCGCCGAGGUCCUGAAGCGGCAGCGUUGGUGGCUGGAUUUCUUGGCAUGGUUCGAUGACCGGAUUCGUCAGGAUUCUGGGAAGUCUCCAGAUGAGAGGCUUUUCACAUCAUCGGUAGACCCUCCUUUGGGCGAGCUCAUCACCGCCUUGCUCAUUGCUGGAGGGGAUGUCAGCUUGGCAGCUGCGCACCGCUUGCUACAGCACUUUGCCCAAAUCAUGGCUAGCGGCAUUUGGGCCUUUGCAAUCUCGACCCCAUCGAGUAAGUCGAAGAAAGCCCACGCCCUCUUUGACCGCGCUGUCCUUUGCAAGGCGUUGGCUCUUGUCCAGCAAGGCCAGCACCCAUCGCUGGAGGCGGCGUGCAAGAAAAUGGACCUUGGUAGGGCGGCCCCGCCAACGAUCCACAAGGACUACACAAGCGCCUACUGCGCCCGAAUCUCUGCAGAAGUGAAAGGCCAAGCCAACUACCUGCAGGUGUUGUUUGACGGUGGGGCGCCAACGCCGAUCAAAGCUACCUUUUAUACCUUCUGGUCGCCGGAUCUGCAAUUGGGCUUCUCAGCCCCCUUCCAGGUUGAGGACAAGACCAUCCUCAACGAUGGGCCAGACAACCAGGAGGAUGCAGAAGAGCUCAAAACUCUGAUGAAGGCCGCAUCGAUGGAAAAGCAAAACUUACUGCCGCUUGGGGCAGUUCAGAAGCUACGCCAAGAGGCCAGGGUCCUGAACAAGCAAGAGCUUCAAUCAGUCCGAGAUCUUUCCAACGCCAUUCGGCAUGCUGCCUCGUUGGAUGAUUAUUUGCCGAAGUCGCGUGCUCCAUCAGCAGCGCGGCCCGCGAAUGACUUGCUGCGCCAGCCUUGUCUCCUGGUGACAUGCGACGAGGAAAGAAAACAGAUGAAAUGGCUGCACCGACUGGCUUUUCAAAACAAACUUCGGAUUGUGAUCCGAAGGGACGAGCACCACAGGCUCCAGAAUGACAGCUUGGCACCGGCGAAGGCGUGCAAGAUCUUUGGAAGCUGCGUUGCAGCGUGCAGAAUCAUCAUGAGCAUAAAUCGGCGGCCAUGGAGCUCCUAUGGCUUUGGCCACACGCUAGCUGGGUGCAUCAGUUCCUACUUGAAACUAUACGGACCAAGCUCUGCUGAGUUUCAAGAGCACUUAGACGAGAUGCGGCUGGACAUGGGACUGCCGGAGUCGGCCAGCGCUGAUGAGAUCUAUGACAUGUGUUGGAGCGGUAUUGACGCCCUUACAUCACCUUCAGAAGCCACCGUGUCAAGAUUCCUCAACUGGUGUUCCAGAUACCACAGCUUCCACAAGUUCUGGACGUUCAUGCUGAAAAUUCAUCGAUUCCGUCGCAAUCUUGUUGGUGAUCUUGACCUAGAAGGACAAGAAGCUGACGAGGGUGACCUUGAUGUUCAGGGGCCCGCCCAGGGUGUUCUUGGAGCAGAGGAGGCUAAGGAGGACUUGACACGAAGGCUCAAAAAGCUUCAAACCCGCAAAAAGCUCAUGGAUGUCACCUAUGAUGUUCUGUCCGACAGCGUCAUCAAAAAGUACUCCUACAUGAUUUAUCGCUCGCAAAUGCCCCUCUACGCAGAUCACUGCGAUAUCAUGGAAAUCACGAAGAGCCGCAAGCACAACGUUCAAGCACAAGCUGGAUGGUCUUUGCGCUCCUGGGGGCGAACAAUCUCCCGGCUGUUUGGCGAGCUGGACAGCGAGGACACUUGCAAGCGCUUGGGCUGCGACAUGCGGUCAGCGCAGGACCCUGCAAGCAACAAAGAGGACGCGCUGCUGUUUUACAAACUUAUUUGCAAGGCUGCUAGCCAACGAACUUGGUCUAUGUCAAGCUGGCUACUUCCACCCCACCAAUGGUUUGGAAUUCUGCAUGACAACAAAGACUGGGCGCGGGAAGCUUUCAAGGAAAUGAAGAACCAAGCUGCCGUCACACGGAAAGCUUUUGAAACGCAGCAGGCUUCUGGCCAGGACACUGAUGUUGCGGGACUGACCCACGCGCUCAAUGAACUAUGGUGCCACAAGUUGACCGUGGUACAGGAGUGCUGGAACCACAUGGACUGCCACUCAUGGCAGGCAAACGCCUGCUUUGAACAUGUGCUUCGUUUGGCGGACUGCUGGUGCUCGACCAAGGAGUCUUUAGAAGACACCCUAGGCCAUUUGAAAGAUCACGGAACUCGUGACAACAAAUGGUCCAACUCUUCGGCAGAGCGGCUUUUCUUUCACGCGACUUUGGGUAUGCGGUGGAACACAGAGGAGUGGAAAUUGAUGCAAGUUUCUUCGGGCGACAUGCAAAACAAGGCGAUGUUUCAAAAGGAACGCUCUCGGAGCAAGAUUUUUUCUGCUGGCGCUGGCGAUUCCAAAGUUGAGGAGUCAGUGCGAGACGCGCUCAAGUCGAAACACAGAGGAAUUGCAGGUCGGAGCAUUUCCGGUCCCGUUGGGACUGCUGUCGCUUUGUGUAACAUCAAGCCAGCAUCACAAGAGGCCAACUGGCGAUCAUCAGCAUCUAUGAUUGUUCUGCAGGCAACGGCGGACUCGAAUUUUCAAAACAUUUCAGGCUGCUGGGUGACUGAACUCAUGCAACUGGGAAUGGUUUUCCAGCAGAAGGCAAGCGGCAAAUAUUUUUUGAGCUUGGGUGUUUAUCACAACGCUGGCUUUGCGUGGGAGAUCAAGCAGCUCACGCCUGGGUCGCCCAUAUUUUUGCUUUGCAGCGCUCAUGCAACCUACGCGCAGGCCCGCCAACAGGUGACAACAAUUUGUACCAGCCAGCUGGCUCGCAAAAAUGAUGACUCUGACUGCGAAGACUUCAGCGGAGUUCCGGUUGAGGUUUGCCCGCCUUCUGAGCACAAAAUGCCUGGCCUUGGAAUUGUGCUCCGCAGAACUGGGCCGAACCUCAAGCUGGCCCAGCAUUUCUUGAUGCACGGGGUUGCUGCUGAAGUUGGUGACCAGGUAAUCAAAAACCUAUGCUUUGCGCUGGAAUUGAAAGUGGAGCCAUCCGGGGAGAAGAAGGUGGGACUUCACUCGCGAUUGAUAGCGCUCAUUGACCACUUCUUUCCGGACAUCGACAAGGACACACGCGCCAACACGCUUACUCGCCACUUGGGAGCGACAAAACACCGCAAAGAGCCAAGCUGCAUGCUGGACGUUCUACACAUCGUGAAGAACGACUCGGACGGAAAGUUGUGGGAUGACCUGCUAGAGAAACUAGAAGACCAGGCUCGCGCGGAGUUCAUAGUGACUCGAGUUGGACACAGCAAGGAACGAGCAAGCUACGCAACCCCCGAAGAGAUCAAACGGCUUCGCCCUGCGGAUGUUGCCAAAUGCUACCUCGUUUGGCAGUUCUCGGCGAACCAGUUCCAGGCAUACUACCCCAAACCUGCCAGUGAUAAAGAACAAAUGGAACAAGCGAAAACAAAAGGUUCAGCUGCGAGAAAGCAGAAGCUGAAAACACACUGGUCCACAGCAAAGACCUACAACCAGACCGUAACACAACUUGCAGCAUUGAAACAUGCUGUGGCAUUUCUUUGGCAGCAUCACAAAAAAGCCGGCAAAGAUGUGUCAAACAAGCCAACGUCGAAACAGAUUGAGGAAGCCCUCAAAUCAGUUGACACUUCGACUUUGAAGACCUGCUUGGAAACAGUGGACGACGAUGCAGUUGAUUUGGUACCGAGCCAAGCCAGCAGCCAAGAGAACGACGACCAAGCAGCCGGCAGUGCACGCGACAAGCCAGCGCGUGUCGGCAAAAAAAGGAAAGCAAGCAGCUCCAGCAGCUCCAGCAGUUCUUCGUCUUCAUCCAAAGCGCCUCCCACAGCUCCAGCAGUGACAGCAAAAGCAAAAGCAAAAGCAAAGCCAAAGGCCAAAACAAAGGCCAAAUCACCACCACCGGCAAAAGCGAGUCCGAAAGCCAAGCCAGCAGCCAAAGGGAAGAAACGAGGGGCUGAGCCUGUUGAACCUGCACCUGCAUCGUCCAAGCCUAAAACACAGCGCAUCGAUACAUCGAAUGUGAAGCUCAAAGGAAAUUUGAGCCGACCGGAGCAUGAUUGUUUGCUGUGAGG